AUGGUCAUCGUACAACUGCCGCCGAUCUUCGGACCCGACCGGCCCUUCCCCCCUCCCAUCGUCGAUGUUCUCAACGGAUACCAUCGAGAGAAUGGCGCGCGGGUGCCGCCGUUCGCAUACAAAGGCCGACCGGUGUCUCAAUCCAAGGUGUUUGAUCGGCAGGGCAAGGAAUUGGAUCUGUCGCUCUUUUCCAUCCUGGAGCCCUGCCCAUAUAAAGUCCUGGUGCUUCAUCACCCCGGCGAAUGGGACCGCUUGGUGACGUGUCAUUUGCCAUAUACCUCGAAACAUGGGACAUACUUGGUGGCGUGGUUAGGGGUCGAAAAGGGGUACGAGGCGGACUGCUGCGCCGUGAGGAUCUUCAAUCGUGAUCUGAAUGCGAUUCGGUUUUCGGACGAAAAGAAAGAUACGUCGACGAGAUCUACGCCUAGGAGGAGGGUGGUUGAGGCGGCACGAAAGGCGAACGGGGUGAAUGGCACGAAUGGUACGAAUGGCACUGCGAAUGGCGCUACGAAUGGCAGGACUGCCAAUGCCGGCAUAGCCAACAAAAAUGGCACAUCCAAUUCUCAGGCGAAUGCGAAUGCGAAUGCGAAGACCAAUACCACCGCGAACGCCGCCGACUCCGAAAGCGAAUACGAAACGGAUUCUGGGUCAGACGAGAGCGAGGAGACGUCAGACGAAGAGGAAUCCUCAUGUCUGCCGCCCACGAAGAAGGUCAAGACCGCACCAGAGAGGCCCAUUGCACUGUCGACCCAAGGCUCGGUGUCUCCCGCGCAGCAGCGCGCCCUGCCCGACCCGACCCGCCUCGCCCCUGAAGACGCCUACUUCUCGCAGGCGCUGACGCGCACGCGAUCGGCCGACGGCGACUACGAUGACUCGGUUGGCGUGCUGAACGGCGCCGCGUCCGUCGCCCUGCGACCGGCGCCCGCGGUGCCCGGACGGAAGGACUCCCGAAAGGUGCGAGGCACAAGCCGACGCCGACGGAAGGGGGCGUGGAAGAAGCUUCUCUGGGUGAAGCAGUCGUAUCCCGAUAAUUACACCGACACCGAAACCUUCCUCGAUCAUCUCCAGCGGAACCCGCGCGUGCGGCCCUACGACUUCUGGCCGCUGGUCGCCGACUCGACCGUCAUUGUGCAGCAUGUCUGCUCGGUGAUCAUCUUCGUGUGCUGCUUCGUGGGCAUCGUGCAGGGGCGCGUCAGCCCCGUGUCGGUCGUCUGCUGGGGCAGCGCCGGGUCCGCGAUCGGCUGGAUUCUCUGGGACUCGUGGAUGCUACGGGAACACGGGGAGGGUUCCAGCUCGAUGACUAGCUCGGGGAAUCCGUCCGGGGUGUGGUCGCACGGGCAGAAGGACGGACAGGUGCAUGGGUUGGGUUUGAGCAUGAAUGAGACGGGAGAGGGGGGUGAAAGCGGCGUCCAGGAUCCGCAGCAGCAGCAGCAGCAACAGCAGCAGGGUCCGUCGAGCCAAUCGAAUGGGUUGGUCGGUCGGUUUGACGCCAGUAAAUCGUCGCUGUUGUCGGCGCGGAACCGCCAGCGACUGUCGACGGUCAAGUCGGCGUUUCUGAUCUACUGCGCGCUGCUGGGGCUCAGCCCGAUCCUGAAGUCGCUGACGAAGUCGACGGCCAGCGACUCGAUCUGGACGCUCAGCUGCUGGCUGCUCAUCAUCAACAUCUUCUCGUUCGACUACGGCAGCGGCGAGGGCGCCGGGGCGACGAAUUUCCCGGCCUCGUUGUCGACCAACGCGGCGGUGAUGGCGUCUACGGUGCUGGCGUCCCGGCUGCCGUCGACGACGCACGUGUUCAGUCUCAUGCUGUUCUCCAUGGAGGUGUUUGGCCUGUUCCCCAUCUUCCGGCGACAGCUGCGACACAUCUCGUGGACGGGACAUGUGUUUCUGACGCUGGUCCUGGUGAUCGUCGCCGGGGGGGCAGUGGGCAUCACGCUGCGCGGCGGAUGGAUGGCCGCGGUGGUGGGCUCGAUCCUAGGCAGCAUGCUGACGGCGCUGACGAUGGGCGGGUGCAGCUGGUGGCUGAUCAGCCUGCAGAAGUACAAGAACGUGGUGAUCGGCCCUUGGGAUCCGGCACGACCGAUCAUUCGACGCUGGGACUGA
Molecule: messenger RNA, 2100 nt
Organism: Aspergillus steynii IBT 23096
Lineage: Eukaryota; Fungi; Ascomycota; Eurotiomycetes; Eurotiales; Aspergillaceae
Gene: pigc
Product: phosphatidylinositol N-acetylglucosaminyltransferase
Exons: 5
Coding region: 1-2100 (699 amino acids)
Biological process (GO): GPI anchor biosynthetic process
Cellular component (GO): glycosylphosphatidylinositol-N-acetylglucosaminyltransferase (GPI-GnT) complex; membrane
Source: RefSeq, a predicted model, not a curated record